Aspergillus aculeatus ATCC 16872 is the source of this 2214-nucleotide messenger RNA. RefSeq lists its product as uncharacterized. Lineage: Eukaryota; Fungi; Ascomycota; Eurotiomycetes; Eurotiales; Aspergillaceae. The coding region runs from base 197 to 2023 and encodes 608 amino acids. The transcript has 6 exons. The record is from RefSeq and is a predicted model, not a curated record.
AUUCGAGACUAGCUUCUGCGGAGCUUGAUCGCCGCCCUGGCCAUAUAUGAGUAUCUACAUUGAGUACAAAGCAGAACCACAUUCUGUAAUUGUAUACAGUCGGUCAUUGUACAUACUUCUAGCAUAUCUACUUGCCAUCUAAGACUCAGAUUGUUCCGGGCAUUGACAAGAUUCUGUCAAUAUCGAAAAGCAAACCAUGAGCACCACGCAGUCCGGGAGCUCUGGUACUGCCACCUCUGGCUCACCCCACCGACCGAUCUCAAAAGCAGAAGCAUCGAAUCCUAGAGAAUUCCAGCUCAAUCAGUUACGGCGUCGCUUUCGCCCCCAGGAAAGCAGUGAUGACGCUGGAACCACGGCAACUUUCAGGCUUACCCCCUCUGAUCCGGACUUCCCCUUCGAAAUGGACAAGCUACAGUGCAUUUUACACGUCCCUCUAACUUACCCGACUCAAGGACGUCCCACGAUCAAAGUCACCAAUCCCGAAAUGGGAAGCGCAUUCCAAGAGAAUAUUGCUAGAGGCUUCGAUGACAUUGUCGACAGCACCAUCAGAAGCGGCAGCCGUGGGACGCUGCUCAGCUACAUGAACACUCUAGACCGACAUCUGGAGCGCUUGCUGACGACUUUGGAACGGGGACCGACGCUCAAGUUUGUGCCCAACACAACAGCAAGCAAGCCACAGUCAGCGGUGGUCCAGAAGCUGUCACGAGAUAUGGAGUCGCUCGCUGUGUCUUCGUCAACCUCUCAGCCUCGGACCCAAGUGCUGUCGACCCCCGAACCUGCCCCGCUUCCAACAUACACCGCGGCCGAGAAGGCUCAGGCGGAAAAGCGACGAGCAGCGGAGACGAAACAAUUGGAGGCUCGACUUGGUAGAUUGUCCUCUUUCCAGAAGCUCAGUGACGGUCUCUCUUUUCUCAUCCCUAUUCAGCCGGCCAAAAUCGAUCGGCUACCUGUGCCCCUCCGGUCUGUGAAGGCUGUCAAGUUGCAGGUGCCUCAAUUGUACCCGCUUGAGCCCAGCGCCAUUGAACUGAACAGUAUGGAAGGCCUAGAGGCUCGAGCUGUCGAAGCAGGCUUCAGCAAGUGGGUUCAAAACAACCUAAACCUAAAUCUGAUGUCGCAGGUCAAUUAUCUCACCAGCAAUAUGCUUAAUUUCUCCAAGACGCCAGUGGAAAGCGCUCCCGCUCCGGUUGCAACAUCCGAGAUUCCAGAUUCUAAGCCAUUCGAGGCAGCUGCAACAGGUCCGCCGGUUCCAGAAUCCGUGGCGACGGACAAACCCCAUGUCCAUGUUGUGCCCCGACCUCCGGAAUGGAACGUGGGUGGUGACAGUAGUGCUUCUGAGGAGACGGAUUUCACCGAGUCUGACGAGGAACCCACGGAAGACGACGAAGAUGGAGGCGCUCCUGUUCCCGAUCUUCCCGAGCCUACCAAUGUUGAACGCGGCGUUGCUCUCUCCUUCCCAUUCCUGGAACUCUACGGGAUUGAGCUUCUGGAGCUCGUCGGUCUUUAUAUCACAAUCAAAUGCGAUCGAUGCAAGGAGACGAUGGAUGUGAGAAAUAUUCCUCAGAUCAAAGACAAAAAUGACGAGCUGUCUCUCAAAGUGGAGACAUGCAAGAAGUGUGCGAACACGAUGAGCAUGGGAUUCCGUCGUCAAUUGAUGCAUCCCAACGCGACUCGAGCUGGCUAUCUGGACUUGGAUGGAUGCACUGUAGUCGAUCUUCUCCCUAGUAGCUUUAUACCCACGUGCGCGGAAUGCUCGACGCCAUUUCCGAGCCCUGGAAUUGUGGCGGUUCGUGGCGAAAGCGCAAUGGCUAACUGCCGCCAGUGCCAUCGCAAAAUGGUUCUCAAGGUCCCGGAGGUGAAGUUCCUCAAAGUCGGGUCUGCAGCAUUCUCUUCUCGUGAUCGUCCCCCUCCCCGAAAGAAGCCCAAGGAGGUCCUCGGCAUCGUCGCCGGCCAAGAACUGCCCCGUCGCGGCCGGUGCCCGCAUUACGGGAAAAGCUAUCGCUGGUUCAGGUGCGCCGGAGCCUAGAGCCCACCCAAGAAACGAAAUGAUAUACCCAUGCUAAUAUCCUCCGCCCUACAGAUUCAGCUGCUGUGCCAAGGUCUUUCCGUGCGACAAGUAUGACAUCCACCCCGCCGUCCCAUAAACAUACUAAUCGAUUCCACAGAUGCCACGAUGCGGCCACUGACCACCCCAAUGAACAUGCAAACCGCAUGAUC